UUAACCCUCCGAGUGUGCUGCAUGCUCCAGCUAGCUCAGCAAGCAAGAGGCCAUAUUGCUUGCUACUUCUGUUGUUCAGGGCGGUGUUAUAUUCUCCAGCCUUUACAGGCCUCAGUGCACUGCUAUUUGCCCAAUAUGACUGCCUCUGACCCAUCCAUAGAGAGGAGGUUGGAAAUGUUGUCCAUGGACGACGUGGAUGAUGUGACGUGUGUGACGUUUGUCCUGCGAGGAGAGGACCACACACUAGGCAAUGCCCUUAGAUACAUCAUCAUGAAAAAUCCUGAAGUUGAGUUCUGUGGCUAUGCAGUUCCUCAUCCUUCAGAGAACAAGAUCAACCUCCGAAUACAGACCAGAGGUCAGCCAGCGGCUGAGGUUCUGAGGAAAGGACUGGAAGACCUGCACAGUCUCUGUGCCCAUGUCCUCAAAACUUUCAAGAGAGAAGUUAGGGCAUUCAAGGAGCACCACCAUCCAUCAUCGUCACUCAGUGACUGAAUGAUAUGGACCUUCAACACCACUCCCAGCACAGUGCUCGUUUCAAGUUCGGAUACUGUGAAAAAAUCAGCUUAAAAUUUCAUUCAUGUCUCAACUAUUAUAAUCAUUACAAAUACAGGAAGGGUGAUUAACUGACAAAAAUAAUGUAUAUAGUGGUAUCCACAAUAAUACCAUAUAAUAUAAUAUUAUAGCUCUUUCAGCUUUUAUGUGAUAAAAAUUCCAUGAGCAUAAAAACAGAGGGUUCAUAAUGCAGUGCUACUAUUGUCAUGAUAUAUAGUUUAGGCUCAGUGUGUGUGAGAGGAUGUGGCGUAGGAGAACGGACUCAGUUGCAGUGACACCCUGUGGCAAGGGGUGGCUCUGUAGAUACGAAACACCACCUCCACAUAGGGGUAGUGAGGCUGGGAGUGUCCCUGGAAGGUGAAGUAAGACUGAGUGUCGAAAUGGAGUCGGUAGAGUCCAGGGGAGAGCUGUGGCUGAGACAGCAGAGGAGAGCACUCACCAUCUCCUCCUGUCACCCUGUAUGUGUGUGUGUAUGUGUGAGAGGUAUAUCAGUAAUGAUGCAUGCAUACAGUCAUGUUUAUUGUGAUUAUAAUGGUGAAGUAAGUUGGUACAUAGGAAUAAGAGAGGUUUUCGCUGGUGGGGGAGCAGGAGCACUCUGUGAUAUGACACAAGGAGUAUGACCUCUAAAUCGACUUAAUUUUUUUUGCACAAGCAAUCAGUGUGCCUGCCAUUGUCAGAAAAGAAGUGCUACUUUGCUUGCCAAUUAGACUCUCAUUGUUAUUAUAGUUACAUGUAGCAACCUCAUGGGUAUAAGAUUCUG
Geodia barretti is the source of this 1312-nucleotide messenger RNA. NCBI's taxonomy places the organism in Eukaryota, Metazoa, Porifera, Demospongiae, Tetractinellida, Geodiidae. The record is from the annotation of a GenBank genome assembly.